AUGGCCAGGUGGCUCAGUCAGCAGGCAAAACCCCCCGAGGACCCCUGCCCCACUCACAUCACCGCACUCUUUGUGCCAAAAGAACCUGAAGGAUCCAACCUGGAAAACCUAAGACUCGGCUUUACGACGCCAGCCGAGAUCGCUGGCGCGAUAGACGACGGUGAAAAUCGGCGGGGGCCAAAGUGGCAGAGAAAAAACUCGGAAUCCGCACUCUCACGCGACACCAUCACCUCGGCGCCCCGAAGCCACCACUUCCUCUCUCUCUCCGUCUCGUUGAUCCUCGACUAA
Colletotrichum abscissum is the source of this 288-nucleotide messenger RNA. RefSeq lists its product as uncharacterized. The coding region runs from base 1 to 288 and encodes 95 amino acids. The record is from RefSeq and is a predicted model, not a curated record. The transcript has a single exon. NCBI's taxonomy places the organism in Eukaryota, Fungi, Ascomycota, Sordariomycetes, Glomerellales, Glomerellaceae.